Coccinella septempunctata (seven-spotted ladybird) is the source of this 1106-nucleotide messenger RNA. RefSeq lists its product as uncharacterized. The record is from RefSeq and is a predicted model, not a curated record. The coding region runs from base 97 to 1032 and encodes 311 amino acids. Gene Ontology annotation, molecular function: blue light photoreceptor activity; FAD binding. The transcript is spliced from 2 exons. NCBI's taxonomy places the organism in Eukaryota, Metazoa, Arthropoda, Insecta, Coleoptera, Coccinellidae.
UGUUUACAUUUCUGACAAAUUUCCAUGACUACAACUCAUCGAUUAAACUUCACUCAUAUCCUUUUUCAACUAAUUUGAUGUUACCCCAUUUUCGAGAUGGCGAACCGCGUUUACGGGGGGAAAAAAACCACCAGAAAGAAAAGCCAAACUCUCAUAGGAGUUCCGGAACCUCAGAGAGAAUCUCUGCUCGAUAUUCUCUGCGAGAACUUGGAGCAAGCGAAAAAAAAUAUCUACGUCAAUAGGAUAAUUUACCUUGGGGAGCACUCCUUCGAAAGUGACGGUCCAGAUGGAAUUUCUGAUGUUUUCAGGGAAGUCAUCAAUGAGAUCAACAGUGGUUAUAACGAUGAACCGUUAACUGGUAUAUUCCUGCACUACAAGAAAUAUUUCGUCCACAUGCUGGAAGGAUCCGAGGAUAGCAUAAUGAAACACUUCCACCUACUGAUGGAUGACGACGUGCACAACAAGUUAUCCAAGACGAAGCUAGUUCUCGUGGUCAACCACAUCAACCAGCGUUUCGUCAGGGAAUGGAUGGAUAUACCAGGUAAACCAGCCACACUACUCGAGAAGAUCGAUCCGGACUGCGACAUGGAAAAAUCAGGAAGGUACAUAUUCAAUUGCGUCCAGAAGGUUUAUCAGUUAUGCAGGGAAAUAAGGGAGAUGAAGACGAAGAACGAGGACGACGAAGAUUCAUUGGACCUGAGAAAACCGACGGAACCUUCCAGCGUUAGUUUCGACAGCAGUUUCUACGAGGAGGUGCUGAAAGCGUACUAUCCAGAGAUCAAUCUACUGCAGUUUUUGGUGCAGACCAGGUUCCUGAAGGACCUGGAGGAUUAUAUCAAUAUUGAUGGAUGUCCUGUGGUGGCCGAUUCCUAUCAGGAUGAAGUCUGGCCUAUUCCUAGUACGAUGGUUCCCUAUACAGUCUUCGAGAAGCCUAGGGAUCCUUGUGUCGAUCUGCCAACUCACAAGGUUGAGCAGGUAGAAGAGAUAGUGUUAGAUGAUGAAACCCAAAUAGAAAUGACUGAGCAACAAUGAUUAUAAUAUAAUACUUUUUAUUUAUUGUGAAAGCAAUUUGCCACUUUUAUAUUAAUGAGAUCUAUUAACUCCUU